Messenger RNA from Nothobranchius furzeri (turquoise killifish), 1932 nucleotides. It is a transcript of the gene ephx5, whose product is annotated as epoxide hydrolase 5. Gene Ontology annotation, molecular function: epoxide hydrolase activity. The record is from RefSeq and is a predicted model, not a curated record. Gene Ontology annotation, biological process: epoxide metabolic process; arachidonate metabolic process. Lineage: Eukaryota; Metazoa; Chordata; Actinopteri; Cyprinodontiformes; Nothobranchiidae.
AGAGCUACAAGCUUGAACUUCCGGAUUCUUCUUUAUGUAAACAACAGCAAGAGCGCGAGCUUAUCUCUCAGCCAAUCAGGAAUCACCGAGACACACACAAACCCCGCCUCUGAGGGGUUUCCGCCCCGCAGCCAGUUGAGGUAAAGGCUGCGUUCAGGAACGGAUUAUCCCGGAGGUUGCUCUCUCCAGACUGGAAGUGAGAACAUUCCCUCCGGACACUUAAAACGUGACAAACAAGCACAAAGAAACCUGAGCACGCGCACGUUUUGACCCUUCACAAUGCAGAGACUGCAGCUUUUAAAGGACACUUUCUUUGGCCUGGAUGUUGUCCAGCAGCAACUCCUUAUCGGGUCUGCUGUGGCCUUGGCGGCAGGUGGAAUUCUGGCAUAUGUCAUGCAGAGGAGGAACAAAGCCAGAUCUAUCCCUCUUGGUGAAGGAUGGUGGGGAGCAGGAGAGAAGACUCUCUCGGAGGAUCACACGAUCUACCCCUUUUCAGUGAAAACCUCAGAUGAAGAGAUUAAGGACCUCCAUCGGCGCAUCGACAGCUUCCGCUUCUCAGAUCCUUUAGAAGACUGCGGCUUCAAUUAUGGCUUUAACUCCACUUACCUUAAGAAAGUGGUUUCGUACUGGAGGAAUGAGUUUGACUGGAAAAAGCAGGUGGCGAUGCUGAACAAGUAUUCACACUUUAGAACCAAAAUAGAAGGACUGGAUGUGCACUUCAUUCACGUGCGCCAGGCAGUCCGAGGGGACCAGAAGGUUCUGCCACUCAUGCUCGUUCACGGCUGGCCCGGCUCUUUCUACGAGUUCUACAAGAUUCUGCCCCUCCUCACCCAGAGCCAGGAUGGAGUUGCAUUUGAGGUCGUCAUCCCCUCAAUCCCUGGUUAUGGCUUCUCAGAAGCCCCUCACAAACAAGGAUUUAACAGUCUGGCUGUUGCUCGGAUUUUCCUGACACUCAUGGAGCGCUUGGGCUUUUCCCAGUUCUAUGUGCAAGGAGGAGACUGGGGCUCGCUUAUCACCACCAACAUGGCACAGAUGAAGCCUGACUGUGUGAAAGGUCUCCACCUGAACAUGUGCAUGUCAACACGGGGGUUCAAAGUGCUGCUGUCUUUGAUCAUCGGCCCCUAUCUGCCCUUCCUGGUGGGCUUUAGUCGGGAAGAUGUCCGCCGGCUGUUCCCUUUCUUUGAGAAGAAUGUCUGGGAAGUACUGAGGGAGAGUGGCUACCUUCACAUUCAGGCCACCAAGCCAGAUACUGCAGGCUGUGGGCUAAACGACUCCCCCGUGGGCUUGGCAGCCUACAUUCUGGAGAAGUUUUCCACCUGGACUAAAAAGACGAACAGAGACCUGGUUGAUGGUGGGCUGGAGAGAAAGUUCAGCCUGGAUGACCUUUUGACAAACGUCAUGAUCUACUGGACCACAGGCUCCAUCGUCUCCUCCAUGCGCUUCUACAAAGAGAACUUUAAGACCAACCCAGAGAGCCGAAUCGAUGCAAAGACGGGAAUAUUUGUGCCCACCGGUCUGGCCGCGUUCCCUCAGGAGCUGAUGCACUGCCCCAAGUCGUGGGCACAGAUUAGGUAUCGAAACAUCUGUUCCUACACGUUCAUGCCAGCAGGUGGCCACUUUGCCGCCUUCGAAGAGCCCCGGCUGCUUGCGGAUGACAUUUUCCAGUUUGUUAAAAAAGUAGAGAAGCUCUGAAGACUUAAGCGUACUCCCGGUUUCAUGCAGGUGUUUUAGUAUUUUAUUAUACCUGAUAGUCUGUACACCACAUACACAUCUUUUUUGUUCCUUUCCACGCCGCGAGUCUUAUCGCUUGAUUUACCACAUUAUUGCAAAGAUGUAAACAUGAACCAGACCUCGGCUCACCACUGUUCCCUUAUGACUGAGGAAAGCUUUGUAAUUGUUCAAGUUCUGUUCAGUAAAGGUAUAUUGCACUGA